Molecule: messenger RNA, 1890 nt
Organism: Gadus morhua (Atlantic cod)
Lineage: Eukaryota; Metazoa; Chordata; Actinopteri; Gadiformes; Gadidae
Gene: vimr1
Product: vimentin
Exons: 1
Coding region: 149-1303 (384 amino acids)
Biological process (GO): intermediate filament organization
Cellular component (GO): cytoplasm; intermediate filament
Molecular function (GO): structural constituent of cytoskeleton
Source: RefSeq, a predicted model, not a curated record
UUCUGCCAGCGAGUCAGUUGCACUGUGGACCCGGCAGAAAGCCAUCAAGCGAGCGAGCGGACCGAGAGCACCAUUAGGCAGUCUUCUCAACGCCGAACAACAAAAGCCAGAGUUUUCAUCACACAAGGUUUAUCUCGGCACUUCCAGCAUGAGGGCCACGUCUUACUCCCAGAGGAGCCUGCAGGUCAGCGGCUCCAACAGCCGGGUGCGGGUCCAGAGCCCGUCCCCGGCCCGUUGCCGCGGCACCUCCUACGACAGCCGAGGACGCUCGGGGUUCCAGGGCCAGGCCCUGGCCAUCGAGCUGGGCACGGAGAUGCACCAGCAGCACGCCGACGAGAAGGAGGAGAUGCAGGAGCUUAACACCAGGUUCGCCGGAUACAUUGAGAAAGUCCAGGCCCUGGAGCACAGGAACGCCUCCCUCCAGGCCGAGCUGGGCGCCCUCCAGGGCCGCUACAAAGGGGGCCCCACGGGCAUCGGGGAGGAGUACGAGCUCCGGUUCAAGGAGGUGCGGGAGCUGAUCGAGUCCCUGACCAACGAGAAAGGCGCGGCCGACAUCGAGCGCGGCUACAUCGCGGAGGAAGUGGAGGUGUGGCGCCUCAAACUGGAGGAGGAGCUGGCGCUCAAGGAGGAGGCCGAGAUGAUCCUGCGGGAGUUCCGGCAGGACGUGGACGACGCCACUCUGCAGAAGGCGGAGCUGGAGAGAAGCGUGGAGCAGCUGGUCGCCGAGAUCGAGUUCCUCAAGAAGCUUCACGACGAAGAGGUGGCCGACCUCAUGAAGCAGAUCGAGGAGUCCAAGGUCACCGUGGAGCAGGACGGCGACCGACCAGACCUGGCCGCAUACCUGCGCAACAUGCGCGCCGAGAUCGAGUCGGUGGCCGCCCGCAACGUCCAAGAGGCGGAGAAGUGGUACAAGGGCAAGUUUGACACGCUCAAAGUGCACGCCAGCAAGAACGAAGAGCAGAUGAACGCCAUGAAGAACGACAUCGCUACGUACAGCACGCAGGUGACCGAGCUGCAGAACCAGAUCGACGGGGUGAGGGCUCGCAACGCGUCCCUGGAGCAGCAGCUGGACGAUAUGGAGAUGGCUCACAUGGACAAAGUGAACGCCCUCGAGGCGGUCAUCGCCCAGCUGGAAGCCCAGCUCUGUGAGACCAAGCUGGAGAUGACCAAGUACCUGCAGGACUACAAGGACCUGCUGCACAUUAAGCUGAGGCUGGACGCCGAGAUCGCCACCUACAGGAAGCUCCUGGAAGGAGAGGAGAGCCGGCUCGGUCUCAAGGCUGACCCAGCAGCAGGGAUCUAAAGGCCUCUAAAGGUCUUGUAGUAUUUGGAUGAGACCACCAGGAAAGAGAUGCCACUGCUGUUUUUGAGCAACCAUAGUCUUCCUCACCCAUCGCAACGUCCUACCAUCAUACCAAGCCAUAUAUGAAGAAUGUCUUUCUGCUCUCCCCAUGGAACAUAGUAUGGUUCCCCUCACAGCCCCAUCUGCCUUGCAUACCUAAACUUUCUCCACAUCCUCACUUACAACCCCGUCCAUCCUUUUUUAUUUUUAGCAGAACGCAUGUCUUUGCCAUCUGUGUAUCUAUGGUGUAGUUUUUUCUUGCCAACCAUAGACCUUCCAUAGUUCUUUACCCCUUUCUUUGCAAUCUUAAUGUCCUUAGGGUCCUUUUAAAAAUGGCUACUUUGUGGAUUGUUCUGACAUUUCUCAUCACGUCCCUAUAAAACGGGAACCUCUAUCCCAAAUGGAGUCAACAUCUCCAACCCGUUUGACUGGGUUUCAUACUACCCGUCUGAGGAUUAAUCCCCCCCCCCUCUUGUGUCAGAUCUGGUAACUGUUUAAAAGUGUUUUUAACUGCUCAAUAAAGCUUGACGUGAGUGCAUUCUAAAACA